AUGAGUCUCCCUGCAGAGUUCCUCUCCUCAGCGAGUUCCCGGGUUCGAGGAUUGCAUCUCAUGCUGCUUCUUCUGACCGCCGUGGCAUCCGAGUGUCCCAGGAGCUGCCAGUGCACGGAGAGGAGCGGCCUGGUGGUGGUGCAGUGCUCCUCCCGCAACCUGGAGCUCAUCCCGCCCGACCUGCCUCGUGACACCGUGGCGUUGCUUCUCUCCUCCAAUCACAUCACCAGAAUCCCCGGCCAGGCUUUCCGAGACCUGCCGCGCCUGCAGGAGCUCGACCUGUCCCGGAACUCCAUCGAGAGCAUGGACGCCGACGCCUUCCACGGCGUCUCGGAGACCCUGCGGACGCUCAACCUGUCGCACAACCGGCUCCGCGGCGUGCCCAAGGAGGCCUUCGCCCGGCUGCGGGCCAAGAUCGGCCUGGCCAACAACCCGUGGCACUGCGAGUGCACGCUGCAGGAGGUCCUGCGAGAGCUCCAGCUCGACCCCGAGACGGCCGGCGAGGUGAGCUGCCACACGGCCGUGCAGGACGAGUACGCCGGCAAACCCGUCAUCCAGGUCCUGGACUCGGGGAUGAACUUCUGCAGCUUCCACCACAAAACCACGGACGUGGCCAUGUUCAUCACCAUGUUCGGCUGGUUCGCCAUGGUGAUCGGGUACGUGAUAUACUACGUCCGGCACAACCAGGAGGAUGCCCGCAGGCACCUGGAGUACCUCAAGUCUCUGCCCAGCAGCUCACAAAUCAGCAAAGACUUCGACACCAUCAGCACGGUUCUGUAG
This is a messenger RNA of Trichomycterus rosablanca, 780 nucleotides long. It is a transcript of the gene lrrc3, whose product is annotated as leucine rich repeat containing 3. The record is from RefSeq and is a predicted model, not a curated record. Gene Ontology annotation, molecular function: protein binding. Bases 1 to 780 code for a protein of 259 amino acids. Gene Ontology annotation, cellular component: plasma membrane. NCBI's taxonomy places the organism in Eukaryota, Metazoa, Chordata, Actinopteri, Siluriformes, Trichomycteridae. The transcript has a single exon.